AUGAGACUCCUCAAUACAAAAUCGUACGAGCUGUACGAGCAUCACGAGCACUCUAGCUACCAGGCACCGCUCCCUCCCUAUGCUGUGCUGUCGCAUACCUGGCUCGAGAGCGACUCCAAGGGUGUCAAGGAAGUCAUAUACCAGGAUAUGAAAAAUUCCUUCUUGUCGCUCAAGCACGGAACGCUCAAGCCGGAUGGCUGGUCAAAGCUAACGAGCUUCUGUGACCGCGCGAGAGAAGACGGCUGGGAGUGGGCGUGGAUGGACACUUGCUGCAUCGACAAGACGAGUACUGGCGAUACGCAAGAGGCUAUCAACGCCAUGUUUCGAUGGUACGGGGAUGCUGCCGUCUGCUACGCCCACCUUGCAGAUGUAUGCCUGGGUGCAUCUGCCGAUCCCACCGGUUCCAGUCCCGAGUAUGACCGAAACGACCUGGGAAGUCGUCUUGCGAGAUCCAGAUGGUUUACAAGAGGCUGGACGCUACAAGAACUUGUUGCUCCGCAUCAUCUGAGAUUUGUUGAUUGCGACUGGAAACACAUUGGCACACGUGAGAACUGGGCACGGGAGAUUGAAUGGACCUGUGAUAUUGGGACUGGUCAGCUGGUAAACUUUGAGCCAGAGAAUACACGUUCCAGCUCACUUGCAAUGAGACUGUCUUGGGCAUCCAGACGCGAAACAACUGUCGAAGAGGAUGAGACGUAUUGCUUACUAGGCAUCUUUGGUAUAAGUAUGCCUUUGGUGUAUGGCGAAGGAAGGACAUUGGCAUUUACCAGAUUUCAACACGAGUUGAUACGAAAUUACGACGAUGAUUCGAUAUUUGCCUGGGCCGGAGGAACUUAUAUUUGUAAUCCCCUCGGCAACGACCGCCACGGAACAUAUAGCCCGGUUCUAGCGCCAUCCAUUCGCUGCUUUCAACAUGCUUCCAAUUUUCAAAGUGCAUCGAAUUCCUUCUACAUGACCAACAGAGGACUACGCAUUACAGGUCAAUUGGGGAAAAUUGAACCCUUUCGUGGCGCUGAAAGAGCCGACUCGCCCAAGAAUAUAUAUUUCCUGCUUUUGAACUCGAGAGACGUUGAUGAUGAACCGCCGUACAAACACCGAAUUGGCAUAGCUCUGAGGCGGAACGGCGAUGGUGACUACCAGAGAAUCGUCAAGAACAUCAUCUACACUCCUAUGGGAAACGAGGCUACUAUUCACGAACGCCUCACGAUAAGUAAAUCCUUUACGUUGUCAGAGUUGGACACAUUGCCUGAUGGUUUCUUUUGGUUGGACCCAUCCAAAACCUUUUUGCAACCACCCUGCAAAGAAACCAUUACUAUCCGAAACGGCCAUGUGCAGGACACACAGUCUUGGGGUAAUAUCCGUUCUAUACUUCGAUUCGAGUACCCCGAGUCGUGUAUCGAAAUUCUCGGCAUUUUUGAAGUAUUGCUCGGGCACGAGCCUGCGCGCGAAAGGGACCGCUUGUGGCCUCUCCCACAACAAGCCUCUGCAGCUUCUUCUCUUCUUUCACAGUAUGUAAUCCGCCUCGGCAUGCUGCAUACGCACCAUAUAGAGCUUCAGGUUAAAGCUGUGCGACAAAAGUUUGUCGUCAGUGUCCGCUUAACGACACACGGUACCGCCAUGGCAUCCAUCCGAAAGUGGGAAGAUGUCUUGUCGGAGCAUGCAGCAGCAGACCAGCCAAACAUUGACCCAGCCUUGAGCGAACAGGUCAUUCUUGGUGGCAACAUCCGCAUCCAGCUGCUCCCACGGAGAUCACAGAGCCGAGGCAAACCUUUGAAUUACACACUUGAGAUGUCGAUUAUCAUGGACAGUGUUGCCGAAGGCAGUUCUUGCAUAUCGCCUAACUUGAUUCAGCGAACAAGCGUGGAGCGUGGAGAUGGGACUCGCGGUGAAGAACUUCUUCUUCUACGUGGGACUUCAGGGGAGCCGGCCAGAGCCGUGCCUUUUGUUGCGGAGGAUUAA
Beauveria bassiana ARSEF 2860 is the source of this 1959-nucleotide messenger RNA. RefSeq names its product HET domain protein. Lineage: Eukaryota; Fungi; Ascomycota; Sordariomycetes; Hypocreales; Cordycipitaceae. The record is from RefSeq and is a predicted model, not a curated record. The transcript is spliced from 2 exons. Bases 1 to 1959 code for a protein of 652 amino acids.